AUGGUGCGUCUCAUAACGUUAGUGAGUGUGCUGUUGGUGUUCGGUGGAGCAAUCGCCGAUUUGCCUGGUCUGGCAACUCCAGAACAGGGCGUUCUUCAUGCAGCAUUGAAACCGAACGAGCGCGAAUCGUUGGAUGAUUGCCAUCUACGAUACUACCAUUUGGGGAGCGGAGGUGCUGUUGCUCCCGCCGAAGGAAGACCUGCGUACUUGCGAGAAUUCGCCCAUAUUGGAGCGAUUGGAUGGACGCAGCCGGGCCGAACCAUCAAGUGGAGUUGUGGUGGAUCGCUGAUUUGGGAAAAUUUUGUGCUCACUGCCGCCCACUGUGUCGCCGAUGAAGACAAUAAACCGCCGACGGUUGUUCGCUUUGGUGAUCUUAACCUAUACAACGAUACAGAUGAUGCGUUUGCUCAACAAUACGAUAUCGUGGAGAUCAUACGCCACCCGGAGCACCGGUUCAGUGCCAAGUACCAUGACGUUGCUUUGAUCAAGUUGGAGAAAAAUGUGAUAUUGAAUGACACCGUUGCUCCAGCAUGUCUCUGGGACGCAGAGGAGAUUCGUUUUAAUUCUUUCGAGUCUGCAGGAUGGGGUGCCACCGGUGUUGGACAAUCUCAAACACCAAUUUUACUGAAAGUUACCCUGCAACCGGUUGAGAAGAGCAAAUGUGACCAAACGUACCGCGUUGGUGAUCGCGGUUUGAAAGAGGGCCUCCAGGAUUAUCAGCUGUGUGCGGGUGAUGCAAAGAUGGACACAUGUCCGGGUGACUCGGGAGGUCCACUGCAAGUGAAGCUGCUGCAUAACGCCAAAAUGACGCCAUUCAUCGUAGCGGUAACAUCGUUUGGGUCGUUCUGUGGCCAGUCCGCUCCCGGGGUUUACACAAAGGUGGCUCCGUACAUCCCUUGGAUACGCUCCGUUUUAGAAAACCAUGGUGAAAACGCUCCUGAGUGGAAAUUUAAGCCUCAUGCCUGCGCCGUGCGAUACGUCCAGCUGAGAGAGUUUGAACCUGAUAUAGUGGCAUCCAAAUCCGACACUAUCGAGUCCCUGGACUAUCGUGGCGUGCACAUCAAUGUUGAAGAUAUUCCCUCGACCGUGGCAAUACGUUGGGAUGAGAAUAGCACCUUGGACAACUGUAACGGCGUGUUGAUUGAUGAAGAUACCGUCAUUACUUUGGCCGAAUGUGCCUCUUCGAAUGGGAAAUCUCCCAGCCGUGUGGUCGUGCUUGACAUUCUUCAAAGAGAAAUUGAACGCGUCCAGGUGCAUCCACAGUAUGCCAGUGGAUCGGUGUAUAAUAAUAUAGCUGUACUCAAACUUGCGAAGCCAUUUGUUUUCGAUGAACUAUUUCUCCCCUCCUGCCCAUGGUAUUUUAAAAACAUACCGAAUGACCAGUUCGAAGUAACGGGAAGAGGACGGACGGAUCUUAAUCAAAUUCCCUUCGGUGGAUUGGAGAUAGGCAUCGGUGCGAACACCGUUAAUUCAAGUUUAACAACGUUGGUAUCGAGGACAAGCCAACGUACCGCUGAUAAUUGUACAUUACCGACGGACUAUAAACAUCUCAUGACCAACGGUUUGGCAGAUGAACAUCUUUGCUUCCGCAACGAUCUGUUCCUGGUGCCGGAGGCUUGCGAGCAGUUGCUUGGCGGUGCUAUUCAGCGUAAAGUGUUUCGUCUUUCCAAGUACUUCAACCACGCGUACGCGCUUAAUCUGCUCGGAAGGGACUGUGGUUACGGGCAGGCGGCAUUAGGGGUGAAGCUUGGCAGUCACACCGAGUGGUUGAGUAAGAUCCUGCUUACCCAUCGACGGCAGGACAUUGGCGCGAUACAAUUUUUCAAUACGGAUCUGGACCUCAACGACCACUGCAAGCUGCCAGAUGGAGACGUCGGAGUGUGCACUGACACACGGAGAUGUCCGAAGGUGCAGUACGACUUUACCGUCCAGAGGCAGGUGACGCUCUGUGCCAACGGAACGAUCGUGUGUUGUCCAUUCCACCAUGUGCUCAAUGCAACUGAGGGCGCUGGGAGUGAACUGGAUGAAUGUUCAUCGCGGUACAAAUCCGUCCACAAGGAGGGUAUUUUCAAUCCGUACGGAGCGUUGGACUUCGAGGAACAGUUUCCACAUGUGGUAAUGAUUGCUUGGAAAACCCUAAAUGGAUCGUUCGAUUUUUGUAUCGGAACGCUGAUUUCGCAAAGUAUGGCCCUGUCUACAUCAAGUUGCCUAUCGCGGAUAGACUCCAACGAGGUUGUGGUGAAGCUAGGCUGGGAAAAAACGGCACCAACGCUGUGGGUGAGCAAGAUCACGUUCCAUCCCCGGUUCGAGGAAACCACUCUGCGUAACGACAUUGCUAUUGUGAGGAUAGCCGGCACAGUCGCUCCGGAGAGUGGAAAGACACCGGCAUGUCUGUGGCAGAAUCAAACGCACACCCCGUUCCAUCUAAGGCAGUUUGUGUUGACAGACCUACAAUACCUGAACAGCUAUCCCAAGUACAACAAGGACUGUGAGGUGUUUCGUCACUAUGGCAACCGAAGUCUGGAGGCGACGCAGCUCUGUGCGGACCUGGAGAUCACCGGCUACCCGAUCGUUUCCGGAGAGCCUUCGUUCUGGCAGCAGCGGCUGGACGAUAGUGGAACGGUAGUCCACUUCCUCGUUGGUAUCGUGAGUUACGUUUACCCGGCGAUGACCGUUCAGACGCGUGUCGAAUCUUAUGUCGAUUGGAUCAAGAGCCAGAUGUAG
Messenger RNA from Anopheles coustani, 2724 nucleotides. RefSeq lists its product as uncharacterized. The transcript is spliced from 12 exons. Gene Ontology annotation, molecular function: serine-type endopeptidase activity. Bases 1 to 2724 code for a protein of 907 amino acids. Lineage: Eukaryota; Metazoa; Arthropoda; Insecta; Diptera; Culicidae. Gene Ontology annotation, biological process: proteolysis. The record is from RefSeq and is a predicted model, not a curated record.